UUUAGUCCCAUAAGAAACAUUAUGGGCCGAGCCCAAUAAUAUUAUUACUCUAUUUUAUUCAUUGAUAUGAUAUAUAAUAUAGUUUUUCAUUCCUAAUUAUAUACUUUAACACCAAUACUGCCUAAUUUAUUCUAACAAUUAUGCUAUCUAAAGUUUACUUAUUUUUCCACUUAGGAAUGGAUCCACACAAUUCAAAAAUUGAUCCAUCAGAGUUCGAGGCCACACCUUCGGAAUUGAGAACUCUAGAAAGGGAGCUCGAGGAGAAGACGAAGAAGAUGGAAGAAAUGAAGAGGAAGAUCGAAGGUAAAAAGGUUUGUUUAGAGAAGAAGAAGGAUGAUGGGAAGUUUUCAAAGAAAGGAAUGGAAGUUUUUAAGGGGUUAUGUGGAAAAUACAAGAGCUUGAGAAAGGAAUACAAUGAAACAUUGGAGAAACAGACAAGGGAAUCCUAGGAAUUGUGUAAUUAAUGACCAAAGACUUGAAUGUCUCUACCACAUGUUAUUUUAAUUAUUAAUAAAAAUCUAAAUUAAUUUAUUCAUGUC
Cucumis melo (muskmelon) is the source of this 539-nucleotide messenger RNA. RefSeq lists its product as uncharacterized. The transcript is spliced from 2 exons. The record is from RefSeq and is a predicted model, not a curated record. The coding region runs from base 141 to 449 and encodes 102 amino acids. Lineage: Eukaryota; Viridiplantae; Streptophyta; Magnoliopsida; Cucurbitales; Cucurbitaceae.